Molecule: messenger RNA, 16800 nt
Organism: Armigeres subalbatus
Lineage: Eukaryota; Metazoa; Arthropoda; Insecta; Diptera; Culicidae
Gene: kug
Product: fat-like cadherin-related tumor suppressor homolog
Exons: 21
Coding region: 276-14891 (4871 amino acids)
Biological process (GO): homophilic cell-cell adhesion
Cellular component (GO): catenin complex; plasma membrane
Molecular function (GO): cadherin binding; calcium ion binding
Source: RefSeq, a predicted model, not a curated record
UAGUUGAAUCAAAACAAUCCAAGAAAACGCAUUUUUUUGCUUGCGCUUGUUUUUUAAAUAGAAAGUUUACGUUAAAGUCGUGUUCUGUAGUGUAAGUUUGAAAUUGACUGCUGUUGGAUAAGAAUUUCGGGAUACUAAGAAACAAACAAUAAAUUUUGCUGCAGUUCUUAACGAUACGUAAAUAUUUGUGCACAGCAGCCAUAGAAGCAGCGGAACGACGAAAAUAGACAUUUUCUAUGCUGCUUGAGCCUACCAUGAGCUAACGCUAGCCGAAGAUGGUCCCAGGUGUGGGCGGAGUGUCACGAGCGCGGUUAUUCACAUUUCUUCUGCUGGCCCUAACGGGAGUGAUAGCACGCGCUCUAGGCAGCCCCGCUCCCAAUUCGAAUGAAGCCCUCAGCGAGCAACAGCAGCACACGCACAGCCAGCAGGAUGAGGGUUUCACGGUUCCCAAGUACCGGUUCCAGUUUGCCCACGCGGUCUACAAUGUGUCGAUACCGGAGAACAGUGUCGGAAAGACGUAUGCCGUGCAACCACCGAACGAAGACAGAAUGGGACUGUAUGUAACCCCCGAGCUAGACGUCAAGUACAAAAUCAUCAGCGGAGACAAGGAUAAAUUUUUCAAGGCCGAAGAACGGUUGGUCGGUGAUUUCGCCUUCCUCGCCAUCCGACUACGCACAAGCAAUGUGGUGCUGAACCGAGAAAAGGGUGACAGCUACCGGCUGGAGGUGAAGGCCACUGCAACCAAGCGGGAAGGCAAGAGUCGGAUAUCACUGGAAGCGGAUACCGUCAUCGACGUCAAGGUGCUGGACACGAACGACCUCAGUCCGCUGUUCUAUCCGACCGAGUACUCCGUCACCAUCUCGGAGGAUACGCCCCUGCACCGCAGCAUUCUCCGCGUCAUUGCCGAAGAUGCAGAUCUGGGCCUGAACGGGGAAAUUUAUUACAGCAUCCUGGACGAGACGGAGCAGUUUGCGGUGCAUCCAACGACCGGUGUCAUCACGCUUACCAGACCGCUACGAUUCACGGAUCGGUCCCUGCAUGAGCUGACGGUAACGGCCAACGACCGCGGCAUUGGCUCGACCAGCCGAAGCCAAGCCAGCAAGGCACGGGUGAAAAUUAAAAUUCGACAGGUCAAUCUGUUCGCACCGGACAUCUAUGUGCAGUCCCUGCCGGACAUUCUGGAGGACUCCAACACCAACAUAUUCGGAAUCGUUCGGGUGGAGGACAAGGACAAGGGCAUUCACGGUCAGAUCAAAAGUCUCGACAUAGUGGAUGGCGAUCCGGAUGGGCACUUCCGCAUCAAACCCACAGCACGGCCGGGUGAAUUCGUAAUCGAGGUGCAUCGACUGCUGGACCGUGAAACGGCCCCGGCUGGCUACAAUUUAACACUGCGUGCAGUGGACCGGGGCAUUCCUCCCCGGCAGAGCUACAAAGUCAUUCCGGUGCACUUGGCCGACAGCAACGACAAUGCCCCGGUGUUCAAUAGGGAAAUAUACGAGGUUUCCGUACCGGAGACUUCUCCACCGAACACUCCCGUUAUAAGACUGAAAGUAACCGACAGGGACGAGGGUAAAAAUGCGCAAGUUUUCCUGGAAAUUGUGGGAGGGAAUGAAGGUGGAGAAUUUCGGGUGAACCCGGAAACCGGGAUGUUGUACACGGCGGUUCCAUUGGACGCUGAGAUGAAAGCGUUUUAUACUCUGACGGUUUCCGCCAUUGAUCAGGGCAACACGGGGACUCGCAAGCAGUCCUCGGCCAAAGUAAAAAUCAACGUUCAGGACACUAACGAUAAUGAUCCAAUCUUUGAAAUAAACAAUAUGACAAUAUGGGUGGACGAAAACGAGCCUGCCGGAACGACGGUAACCAAAGUCACAGCUCGUGACAAGGAUUUAGGCGAGAAUGCAUACAUAUCUUAUAGCAUAGCGAAUUUAAACGAUGUCCCGUUCGACAUCGACCAUUUCUCCGGGGUUGUGAGAACAUCCAAGCUUUUGGACUACGAAAGCAUGCGACGGGAAUAUGUGCUGAGGGUGAGGGCCUCAGAUUGGGGUCUUCCCUAUCGACGGCAAACGGAAAUGCAACUGAUCAUAAAGUUGCGUGACGUCAACGACAAUAGACCCCAGUUCGAGCGGAUUGACUGCGUUGGACGGAUACCACGGUACACGCCGAUCGGGACGGAAAUUUUCAACCUUUCGGCGAUGGAUUUCGAUUACGGUAGUGUAAUGACGUACCGGAUGGUCGGUGGUAACGAGGACGGUUGCUUCAAUCUUGACUCGGGUAGCGGGGUCAUAACAAUCGGUUGUGAUUUGAACGAUAUUGGCGUUGAGUUUCGAGAAAUUAAUGUGACGGCAACUGAUGGGACCCAUUAUGCUGAUACUGCCAGAAUACAGAUCACUUUGGCUCGGAACAAACGUAAUUUGGGUGGAAAUUUGAAGGCGGAGGAUGGAGCAUCGUUUGAAUGUCGCGAGACAGGCGUUCGACAACGGCUGGUUGAUAUUCAGGCUUCAGCGGAGCGAAAUAACAUGCCGGGAAAGGAUAUUAGCAAUGGGGAUGACUUUGCGAUGAUGCCAAGUAGGUAUGGCGAAAACGUCCACGCUCCUGAAUUUGUGGAACUUCCCAUGGAAGUGAAAGUGAAUGAAUCAGUUCCGCUUGGUACGACAAUAACUUGGAUCAAGGCUAGAGAUCGAGACCUUGGCUACAACGGAAAACUGGUUUUCGGCAUAUCUGGAGGAGAUGAUGACUCUGUCUUCCGAUUAGAUCCCGAUAAUGGAGAACUCAAAAUUAUUGGAUAUCUUGACCGAGAACGCCGUGAUGAAUACUUCCUCAACAUAACCGUUUAUGAUCUGGGUAAACCUCAAAAGUCCGCAUCGAAGGUGCUUCCUAUAACUGUGUUGGAUGAAAACGACAACGUCCCAAAGUUCGAAAAAUCCCUCGCAAGUUUCCGUGUGACAGAAAAUGCUCUCAAUGGAACGAUCAUCUUCCGGGUAAAUGCAACAGAUGCCGAUUUGGGGAACAACGCCAAAGUUACCUACAGCAUGAUCACGGACACCAAGGACUUCCGAGUUGAUCCAGAAACGGGAAUCUUGUCGGUAAUUGCUCCGCUAGACCGAGAACGGCAAGAAAUUUAUGAGCUACGGAUUCGAGCAACCGACGGAGGAGGCAACCAAAACACACCGGCCCUUUACUCCGAAGCUCUAGUGCGGGUGACCGUGGACGAUAUCAACGACAAUGCGCCCGAGUUUAGUGUUCAAGAUCUAAAUGUUCGUAUUCGCGAAGAUGUUCCCAAGGGAACAGUCGUCACGGUUGUGUCUGCCAUAGAUUUGGACAGUGGACCCAGUAGUGAAAUCAUGUACAGUUUUGGUGAAAACGGAGACGGUGAGGGUUCUUUUAAAAUCGACAAGCUCUCCGGUACGAUAAGAACGGCCAAGUUAUUGGACUUCGAAGAACGACAAGUGCACAGUUUGGUAGUGAAAGCAAUCGAUCGGGGUACCCCUUCGCUGUCUUCCGAGACAUCGGUGAUUGUGGAAAUAAUUGACGUGAAUGAAAACCGGUAUGCUCCACAGUUCGAGGACUUUGUGCUUACGGGUACGAUAACGGAGAACAAACCGCCGGGGGCGCAUGUUAUGCAAGUGGUGGCCAAGGAUAAUGAUCCACCCGGUCCAGAUUCGAGGGUGAACUAUUCCAUCAAAGGUGGAGACGGACUGGGAAUUUUCGCCAUAGAUAACGAAGGUGUCAUACGGACCAUGGCAUCCCUGGAUCUGGAAUCUAAACCCAACUAUUGGCUGACAGUUUGCGCCCAGGACCAGGCGGUGGUCCCGCUGCACUCGUGUGUUCAGGUUUUCAUCCAAGUUCAGAACGAAAACGACAACGUGCCCCUCACGGAGGAAGCCGUCUACUACCCCUCAGUACCGGAAAGCAGUCCCAAUGGAGUCAAAGUGCUGCAGCUGAUUGCCGAGGAUCGCGACAUCGAUCCACUGCAGCAAAUCUCCUACCGCAUCACCUCGGGAAACCCGGAGGGUUUCUUUGCAAUCAACGGCACUAGCGGUUUAAUUACAACUACUGCCAGGAAGCUUGACAGAGAGAACCAAUCCGAGCAUAUCCUCGAGGUACUGGUGAUGGACAACGGUGCACCCCAGCUUUCUUCCACCACACGUGUCGUUGUGCAGGUUGAGGAUGUGAACGACCACGCUCCCGAGUUUGACCAAAAGCUGUACAAAGUGCAGAUCCCUGCCAACGCCAAAGUGGACCAGGCGCUGUUUCAGAACGAUUACGCAAGUGGAUACGACCACCCCGAAACGGAACCGGCGGAAGUCGAUUUCGGCCUGAUGCUAUCCGAUCCGGACGCCGGGCUGGACGAGGCUACGUGGGAGAGCUACCCGGAGAAAGACUUCCGCGGUCUGCAAGUGGUUCUCAGGGUUCUGGCCACCGAUCAGGACAUUGGCGAGAACGGCCGGGUCACGUAUUCCAUCAAAUCCGGCCGCGGCAAAGCGAAAAAGUUCCGCAUUGAUCCGGACACCGGCAUCAUUUAUGCGGCCAAAAGCUUCGAGGUGGACACCGAGUACGAUUUGAUGGUCCGGGCGGAAGACAACGGCGUGCCGAAGAAGUCCCAGCAGGCGCGCGUCAGCAUCGCCGUCGUAGAAGUGCCCGGCAAGUCGGAAAAUCCGCCGGUACUCAAAACCAUCGACCAGCAUGUGGAGGUGACGGAAAGCGACACUCCGGGCUUCCUGGUGGCGCUGAUUCAAGCCAUCGACAACGAUGGCGAGCAGCUGUGGUUCGACAUUGUCGGUGGGGACGACCGGAAUGAGUUUUACAUCGGACGAGACAAUGGCAACGUCCUGCUGGCCAAAUAUUUGGACUGGGAAACUCAGAAGGAGUACAAUCUGACGAUAAGCAUCUCCGACGGGGUGCACGUUGUUUACACGCAACUGUACGUUUCAGUAAUUGAUAUAAAUGAUCACCGACCGGAGUUUACGGAAUCACUGUACCGUGUAGACAUAUCGGAAAGCAUCGAAGAGGGCACCGAAGUGCUGCAGCUGCACGCCACCGAUGCCGACGAGGAUAAGAAGUUGUUUUACAGCUUACAUGCGGCACGUGAUCCUGUUUCGCUAAAGCUAUUCCGUGUCGACUCGGUUAGUGGGAGUAUUAUUAUGGCGCACAAAUUGGACCGCGAGGCGCUGUCGGAACACGUGUUGAUUGUUAUUGUAAAAGACCAGGGGACCCCAGCGAAACGGAAUUACGCGAAGGUUAUUAUUACCGUGCACGACCACAACGACCAUGCUCCGGAAUUUACGAGCAAAAUUGUGCAGGGCCGAGUCUACGAAACUGCCACAGUCGGUACCAAGGUGGUUCAGGUUUAUGCCAUCGACCGAGAUAUUGGGGACAAUGCCAAAAUUACUUAUUCCAUUGUGAGCGGAAAUAUUGGGAACGUUUUCAGUAUCGAUCCAAACAUGGGAGUAAUUAGUGUUGCGAAAGAUCUUGACAUAAGUGCCCUUUCGGAGUACAUGUUACAAGUCAAGGCUUCCGACAGCGGAAAACCAUCACUUUCCUCACAAAUCCCCGUACAUGUGAUGAUCAAUAUGGCGGAUAAUGCUCCACCGCGGUUUAUCUCCGUUGACCCUGCCGCCGAAAUCUACGAAAACCUGCCAAUAGGAACGUUUGUUAUUCACAUCGAAGCACGAAGCACCUCAUCGCUGCAAUUCGAAAUCAUCGAUGGCAACGUAAAUGACAUGUUCUUUGUCAACCCUUCCACCGGAGUCAUCACCACCAAAGACAUCCUUGACUACGAGACGCACAAGUUCUACAAUCUAACCCUCCGAGCGACGAACAUGGCCUCUGCUUCCGCCGAGUGCUCCGUAAUUAUAAACGUACUGGACAAAAACGACAACACCCCGUACUUCGAGCAGCAAGUCUACAAAGGAGAAGUUUCGGAAGCCGCCCCGAUUGGAUCAUUGGUUCUGACACUGAGCGAUGGUCCAGCGAAUGCAAGUCAAACGGUUGGUCUGGUUAAUGCGUCGCUACCGCUGGUGAUUAAAGCAAAGGACGCCGAUUCUGGGCUGAACUCGCUGCUCCACUACGACAUACUGGAGAUGCUGCCUCGGCGGUACUUCCACAUCGAUUCCAGCACCGGUGCCAUCAAGACCAUCAUGCAGCUGGACCAUGAGAAGAUUCCAUCUUUCAGUUUCCAUGUCAAGGUAACCGAUCUCGGAAAACCACGCCUCACUUCGGAAACGACCGCCGAAGUCCGCAUCACCGUUAACGACGUCAACGACUGCGCUCCGACCUUCUCCCAAAAAGAGUACAACGUAACACUCCUGCUUCCGACGUACGAGAACGUUGCCGUCAUCCAGGUGAACGCCACCGAUCAGGACAGCUCGGAGAACUCCACCUUGCGGUACGACAUCAUUGAAGGCAACCGCGAUGGAGUGUUCAUGAUCGAUUCCACCAGCGGUGUGAUCACCACGCGGGACGUAGAAAGCAUUGGAUCGUUCUAUCGGUUGGGUGUUCGCGUUUCGGAUGGCAAGUUUUCCAAAGUGGCUUAUGUCAGUAUCAGCGUGGAAACGUCCGACAAUUCGGGACUGAUCUUCCAGAAAUCCAUCUACGAAGGCUCAAUACUGGAGAACAGCACCAAAAUUACCACUGUGACGGUGGUGAAUGUGAUAGGAUCGAACCUCAACGAACACAUUGAGUUUAGCAUCUUGAAUCCAACUGAUAUGUUCAAAAUUGGUCUCACUUCCGGGGCGAUUCAGACCACAGGGAAAAAGUUUGACCGUGAAGUGCGCGAUAACUAUGAACUGAUAGUGGAAGCACGGUCUCAGUUACCGGAUCGUGAAAAACCGCGCGUGGCCCACGUCAUUGUGAACGUUACAAUUCUGGACAUCAACGAUAAUUGUCCAAUGUUUGUGAACCUACCCUAUUACGCAGUAGUAUCGGUUGACGAUCCACGCGGCUCGGUAAUAACGAAAGUACAUGCACUUGAUUUGGAUAGCUUCGAAAAUGGUGAAGUGCGCUACGAAAUGAAAAGAGGCCACGGUGAACUUUUUAAAGUGGAUCGCAAAACCGGCGAAGUUACACUGAAGCAAACCCUGGAGGGGCACAACCGGGACUAUGAGCUGCUGAUAUCCGCUUACGAUGGUGGAAUUACUCCGUGCUCCACGGACGUUACGGUGCAUGUGAAGGUGAUUGACAAAUCGAUGCCGGUGUUCAGCAAGCAGUUCUACUCGGACACGGUGCCGGAGAACAUCGAACUGCACUCGCCGAUCUCGGUUGCGAUCCAGGCAGAAAGUCCACUGGGUCGGAAGCUCAUCUACAGCAUCGUUAAGGGUAACGAGAUGGAGGAGUUUGCAGUUGAUUUCAACACAGCGCCCGACAGUACAAACGGUCCAUGUGCGAUCUACGUGGUGGACGAGCUGGACUACGAGCAGCGGCAGAGUUAUGAACUUUUAAUUAGAGCAACGGACAGCGUGUCGGGCGUGUCGGCGGAAGUACCGGUGUCGGUCCUGGUGCAGGACGUCAACGACUGUCCGCCGGAGAUCGAGCAGGACAGUUACAACAUCACCGUUUCCGAGCGGGCCCAGUUCGGGACGGCGAUUCUGAAGGUGCAAGCCAAGGAUAAUGACACCGGUAUCAACCAAGUGAUCACAUAUGCUCUGCAAACCGACUCAAAAAACACCUCCGAGUACUUCCACAUGGAUCCAACCGAUGGUGUUAUCUACCUGAAGAAAUCACUCGACCACGAAACCCUCAGCCAUCACCAUUUCACUGUGAUAGCAAGCGACAAAGGCGUCCCAAGUCUCAGUUCGACCGCUCACGUGUGGGUUUCCGUCAUGGACAUGAACGAUAAUCCUCCGAAGUUUGAACAACCAUCGUACACCUGCGUUCUUUCCGAACAUGCCACCCGUGGACAGUUUGUCACCGUGGUAUCCGCUUCCGAUCCGGACUACAUCGAUCACGAUCGUCUCACCUACACCAUUGCUCAAGGCAACGAGCUGCAAACCUACGACAUCAACCCGGUCAGUGGUAUCAUCACCCUGGUUAACAUGCAGAACUUUGCCGAAAAGCACGUCACCAUCUUGAACGUUUCCGUCACGGACGGAGUGUACACCAGCUUCACCAGAGUGAAGAUAUCCAUCCUCCCUGCCAAUCUCCACAACCCCACCUUCGAGCACUUGUUCUACGAUGUCAAGGUGAACGAGAACCAACUAGCUGGCCGACUGGUGACAACGGUCAAAGCAGAGGAUAAGGACUUUGGAGAGUUUGGCCGACUAUCCUACUACAUCAUAUCGGACGAAAUUCAGGAGUAUUUUUCGAUCGACAAGGACAAGGGAGAGAUCGUAACCAAGAAGAAGCUUGAUCGAGAGGAAAGAAAGCUUUACGAGGUGCCUGUUAUGGCCAUCGACAAUGGGGGUCGGGCUGGGUUCACCACGGUUAGGGUGAACGUUGGUGACGAGAAUGACAACGCGCCGGUGUUCCUUCUUCGCGAAUACAAAGCGUUGAUUCAGGGCAACCUGACCAUCAAUACGACAUUCUUCCGAGUGAAGGCACUGGAUUCCGAUGACAAUCAAAAUGCAGUGGUCAAGUACUCUAUCUUCGAUUCGCAAAAUAGUGGCAUAAAGGAACUGUUUGGUAUUGAUGAGAACACUGGAGGAAUCUAUCUACAGAAAAGUGCUGUUCAAUGGGAAAAUCAGCUCUUCCAAUUCUUCAUUCGUGCUAACGAUGGCGGAAUUCCAUCACUGUAUACAGAUGUACCAAUUGACAUCUACAUCAUGAGUUCCGCGGACAAUCCUCCAGUCUUCGAAAAGAAAGAAAAACUUCUCUUCCUUUCCGAAAGUUCUCUUCCAGGAACAGUCAUAACAAGGCUGAAACUUUCCGGAAACGUAACUGCCAGGUAUCGCAUUCUUUCAGAUGAAAUUGAAGAACCUCAGUUCUCCAUCAACAACGUUGGAGAGCUGAGAUUGGCCAAAACACUUGAUCGAGAAGUGAAAGAUGUUCAUCUGAUCGCCAUUCUUGCGGAGACAGAUUCAAGCCCUCCACUGACCGCCGUUACGGACGUAACGCUUCACGUUCAAGACGAAAAUGACAACACUCCUAUCUUCGAAAGCAAUCCGUACUCAUUCUCCUUGGCAGAGAACAUCGAAAAGGGAAGCUCUAUCAUGAAACUAACCGCACGAGACUCAGACAGCGGUUCCAACGGAGACGUUCGCUAUUCGCUUUCCGCCGAUGUCGGAGACAUUGUAAACAUAUUCGAUAUUGACGCCUACACAGGAUGGAUCACUACUCUUGUCCCGCUGGACAAGGAAAAACGCGAGGACUACAAAUUCCAAGUCAUCGCCACCGACAAUGGUCAACCGAAACAUUCCACACGCACAACUGUCAUAAUUCGACUGAAAGACUACAACGACUGCCCUCCGACAUUCAAAGAAUCUCACUACAAAGCUAGCGUGAGUGAGGAUGCGCUUCCCGGAACGGUGGUACUACAGAUAGAGACUACCGACAAGGACGUCGAUUUGAAGACCAACAUCGAAUACUACAUCAUUUCCGGUGAUCCCCUCUCUCAGUUCCAAAUCAAGAACACUGGUGAAGUGUUCGUAGUGAAGGCACUGGAUCGUGAGAGUAUCUCACAAUACGAACUGGGCGUCAUUGUUACCGACGGGAAGUACACAUCAACAGCGAACAUCUCGGUCACGGUAUUGGAUGCCAACGACAAUCCUCCUUACUGCUUGAAGUAUCGAUAUCGAGAGCAGCUAAGCGAAGGAGUUCAUCCGGGAACGUUCGUUUUGCAAAUUCUGGCGAACGACAUUGACGAACCAGCAAACAGCAGAUUAAGAUUCUACCUCACUGGCGAUGGCGCUGAAGACUUUAACCUUGAUAAAGACUCAGGACAACUGAAAACGGCCAGGCAGCUCGAUCGUGAAGCACAAGCGCGAUUCCACCUCGUUGCGCAUGUCCAAGAUCGUGAUCACCCGGGAUGGGAAUGCUCAUCGCAGAUAGAAAUCACCAUCACUGACUUGAAUGACAAUCCUCCAGUGUUCUCAAUGAACCCCUACAGUGUCACGCUUCCCGAAGAUGCCGAAGUUGGAACGUUGGUUACCAAAAUCCAUGCAACAGACGCAGAUAUUGGCACUAAUCGCAAAAUCAAAUAUUCGUUCAUCGAUUCCUAUCGCGAUCAUUUCAGAAUAGCGCCUGAAAGUGGAAUCGUCACCUUGGCAAAACCACUGGAUCGAGAAGUUAAAGCUGUAUACAACCUGACUGUUCGCGCCACAGAUCAAGGCAAACCAUCGCUCUCCAAUUCGGCAUAUCUGGUGAUAAACGUACAGGACAUCAACGAUAACCCGCCAGAGUUUACUUCCAAGCAUUACUUUGCUUCCGUGUUUGAAAACAGCUCCAUUGGCACUGAAGUUCUGAGAGUUUUGGCAACCUCCAAAGAUACAGGAGUUAACGCAGAUGUCUACUAUUCCAUAAUCGGAGGCAAUGAACACCGCAAGUUUGCUAUGAACAAUAUCACAGGAGUACUGUAUUUGUCCGAUACGGUAGAUUACGAACGGGCCAAGGAUUACUUCCUGACGAUACAGGCAGUGGAUGGUGGAAUUCCCCCUCUCAGUAAUUUAGCCACGCUCAACAUCUCAGUUGCCGACUGUAAUGACAAUCCGCCGCAGUUUACUGCAAACGCCUACACUGCAACGAUACGAGAAGAUGCACAGAAAGGCGACAAGAUGCUUCAGAUACGAGCAAACGAUAUGGACUCGGGCGAGAACAGCCGAGUUAGCUACCGAAUAGAGCGCGGUGAUCGAAUGGGUCAGUUCGCUAUUGAAGAAGACACUGGCUACAUCUCUGUUGCUGGUACGCUUGAUCGAGAAUCCAUAUCCAGCUACGUUCUGGAGGUUGAAGCACGAGAUAAUGGAAUCCCCUCGUUGGCCGCCUAUGUCUUGGUGAACAUAGAAAUUUCUGAUGCGAACGAUAAUCCACCUUUGUUCACCAGUAAGAACUAUACAGCAGUGGUGCAAGAAGAUAAGCAGAUCGGUUUCACACUGCUGAAGUUUGAAGUCACAGACGCUGAUACAGCCCCCAAUGCCGCUCCUUAUACAUUCGAUGUCCGCUCGGGUAAUGAUGGUGGUGCGUUCCGUAUUGAACAAGAUGGAAUCCUCCGAACAGCAUCUCGUUUCAACAGCAAAAUCAAGGACUCGUAUCUUCUGGAAAUUAGGGUAUUCGAUAACGGAUCGCCUCCACUGUACUCGGAUACAUGGGUUUCUAUCAAAGUCAUCGAAGAAUCUCAAUACCCACCGGUCAUCACUCCACUAGACAUUGCGAUCAACUCCUUCCAUGACGAAUAUCCAGGAGGAGAAAUCGGAAAGGUGUUCGCCACCGACCAAGACCAAUACGACACUUUGACAUUCUCACUGGCGCCAACCGCUGGGGUGCUGUAUUCUCCGAUGAACUUGUUCAACAUAUCCCGCAACGAUGGUGUGCUGCACGCAUUCCCACGGCUGGAUGUGGGCGACUAUCGAAUUAACGUUACUGUUUCCGACGGCAAGUUCGCUUCAUUCACCAUAGUAAAAGUCGCCGUGGAGCUCAUCACCGACGAGAUGCUUACAAACGGUAUCGUGAUUCGCUUCACCAAGAUAAGCCCCGAAGCGUUUAUUCUAAGUCACCGCAAGGGUUUUAUCCGUUCUGUUCGCAAUUCGAUGGGCUGCAAGAUUAAGGACAUCAUCAUCAUAUCCGUUCAAAAGUCAAACGAUGAUAUCAAUCUGAUUCAUCAUCGUUUGCGAAGAGAUUCGGGACUGCAGAAUGUUACCCAGGGAUACGAAAAUACCCGAUUCAGACGAGGCACGCUUAACGAUUUAGACGUAUUGUUCACCGUACGGAAAGGUGCCCAAGGUUACUAUUCGGCCUACGAAAUCCGCAAGGCUAUCGACGAUAAUCUGGAAGAGAUUGAGGACGCCACUAAGCUACAAAUAGACGAAGUUGUCAAAUCGAAAUGUCUUCCAAACUUCUGCAUCCACGGGGAAUGUGAAGACAAGCUGAUGCUUGAUCCGAAAAUGGUCAAUCCCAUUUCGACCGAUGUAACGAGCUUUGUUUCGGCUUUGCACAUAAACAAGAUGGAAUGCAGUUGCAAGGAAGGUUACGGGGGUGACAAAUGUCAACACGCAGUGAACGAGUGUUCCAAGUCGCCUUGCCCGAACUACAAGAACUGUGUCCCAGAUUCGUCAGACCAAGGAUAUCACUGCAUUUGUCCGGAGGGAUUCGCUGGGCCAAAAUGUGAUCGAGACAUCAGUAAGUGCAACGAUGAAACGUGCUACACUCCAAGGAAUCCGGUUUCGUUCAGCGGUAAAAGCUACGCACAGUACCGGGUGGAGAAGGAGAUCGCUAAAAAGAACUUGGAGGAUCAGCUGAUGUUGAGUUUACGGAUUAGAACGGUGCAGCCAACUGGAAACAUUAUGUAUUCGGCGGGUAAGAUCGAUUACAAUAUUUUGGAGAUUGUGAAUGGAGUGGUUCAGUAUCGGUUCGAUCUGGGAUCCGGAGAGGGCAUGGUGAGCGUUACGAGCAUUUUCGUAUCGGAUGGGUUGUGGCAUGAGGUGCGGCUCGAACGUGAUAGCAACAGCGCACGAGUAAUCGUAGACAACAAGCAUGUGGCGAGUGGCAAUGCUCCAGGCGUGAAUGGCGUACUGAAUCUACAGUCCGAUGAUAUAUUCUUUGGUGCUGAAGUAAAGCAACAUCCAACGGUGCUUGGAUUUGAGGACAUCCAGCGAGGCUAUAUGGGUUGCAUGGAUGAUAUCAAACUGUCUAAGGUUCCAGUUCCGCUACAUAUGAAUGGUGCUAGUUCUGUUGCCAGUCUUCGCCGAUUCGCCAACGUAGAGUUCAGCUGUGAUGCUUCGUCCAUUCUGGUGCCUCUGGGAGUGUGUGGAACUCAGCCCUGCUGGAAUGGCGGAACUUGUACGGAUAUUGGAGCUGGCAAUUUUGAAUGUUUGUGUCACUCGAGAUUCUCAGGUCCGUUUUGUAAGGAAGAUCUUGAUCCAUGUGCCUCAUCACCUUGUUUGUAUGGAGGCAAGUGCUUUAAGGCGGGAGCAGGCAAUUACACAUGCGACUGUCCUGCCAGGAUGUCGGGCAAACGUUGUGAUUAUGGACGGUUCUGUACACCAAAUCCGUGUCGAAAUGGCGGUGUAUGCGAGGAGGGUGACGAUGGGCCAUUGUGUAUGUGCAGAGGCUAUACUGGAUUGACGUGUGAAAUCGACAUUGAUGAAUGUGAAAAACAACCCUGCGGCAACGGAGCCACGUGUAUCAAUGAAGCUGGAAGUUUCCGAUGUGUAUGUCCUCCUGAGACAACUGGCACAAGCUGUGGAGACCCAAUGAAUUCCUUCCCCCUGAGAAUUCCAUUCAAUAAAGUAACGCAAGAACAAUGGAUCAUUGUUGGUUGCAGUAUGGUCAUUCUUGCGAUAUUGGUCAUUGUGAUAUGGGGAGUUGUCUGUGCCUGUCGGAAAAAGAGACGAAGGCAUCGACACGAAAAGAUAAACAAUGAUCCCAAGGCGAUGGUACUCAACCCUGUUUCCGAUUCGCAGUACAAACGAACUUCCAAAAUGAGCAAUCUGGAGAUUAUGCAAAGAGAAGUGCAGAGACCCGUAUCCUACACUCCGAGCAGCAACAACGAUCACGCAUACACUUGCAGCGCAAUGAUGCAGUAUAACAAUCUGGACACACUGAGAAGUUACGGUUCUGCUGGCGAUGAGCUCGAAAAUGUUCCUCCCGAGUACCGGAAAGCGUCAUGUCGCCCCAACCAGCAGAUGGUCAAUAUCAACAACGGGCAUCCCUCGAGCGACACCGAAUCGCUGCACAAGCAGAAGUGGGCCGAUCAGAUCCACAUGCAAACCUUCACCGACAACAAAAUCAACAACGAUCUUAAGCGACUCAGUCCAAUCUCAUCGCUGGACUCCCACCGAUCGCUUUCGCUGAAACAGCAACAGACGGGCAUUCUGCCAGGCCGACUGCUCAGCAUGCCGCACUCGCCGACCCACAUGCAGCCACCGCACAGUUUCGAGGACUCGCCGGGGCUGUCGCAGGGUGCCUACCACUGGGACUGCUCCGACUGGGUUGGCCGGGGACAUCAUCCACUGCCAAACAUCACCGAGGUCCCGGGCAGCGAGGUGCCCGACUCAUCCAGCUUCCACAGCAACGAGAGCAACGAGUCGCACCCGAAGAACAACUUGUUACCUCCAAUUCUUGGACCGGUGGACCCGGUCCGGGACAUCGAAACGCUGAACGAGGACAACGAGUCCGAGUUUGUGGACGACUCCGAGUGUGACCAGAGCGAGCAGCCGCUAUCGUUGGGCUUCGAGCAAAACACUUCCAUUCCAUGUCUGAAUCCUCUCGAUAGCGGCAGUGAGGACUACAGAUUCAAUACAGUGCCUUUAAAAGUUAAUACACCUGAUAGUUAUGUACGACACCCGAACAGCUACUUACCCAAGUACAACAUCCAGAGUGAAACGGAAGGUGAGAGUGCCCCGCUGACAGGUGUCGGUAGCCGCAAGCCGUUGAACGGGCUUGAGAUCGGUCCCCAUCAGCUUGUGGAGUCUGACGACGAGGACAUCCAAGCGUACGGUUUCUCACAGAAGCGACGCAACCGUCGAGAACCAAGUGAUAUCGACCUCGUUCUACAUAGUGGAGGAGAAGGAAGUUCCCUACUUAGCCAUCCCCGUAAUCUGAAUAGCUUCAACCAUUCGAAUAGCGAUCUAUCGACGCACUUGUGCGAAAUUGACGAUUCCGAAUACGAACAAGAGCAACCACAGCGACAGACGCACCAACAGAUGCAGCAACAUCAGUCCACUUCAUCGCUUUCGUCCGGUGGGCCAUCCCGGCCCAGGCAGAACAAGGUCAAGUGGGCCAACACCGUGCAGCAAACGGAGGUCUGACAGCAGCUCGUCGGCAGCGACCAUUUAGUGCUAAACGUCAAGACUAACUCUAGCAUUAGUACACUUGUGAAACUGUUUUCUAGGUUAACUUAUUUUAUUUAUUUUAACGUGAAACUCUCAUAAUAGCUACUUGGUGUCGUGGAAACAUACAUUUGUGUUAGAACGAUUUAUUCAGUUUUACCAUAGGAAGUUACGUAAUCGAAAAUCAAAAUUUUUAAUUAGUGAUCUCUCUAUUUUGUCACAAAUCAAGCAUUUUUACAACUGGAAAUAGUUUUUGAUUCCCAGGAAAAUCAUCAACACGUGAAUGAGAAAGCAGACAUAAUUACAUAAGUAGGAUAAAGAAUUUACAAAAACCGAACUUUGUAUAAAAUAGCAUCAGAUAGAUUAAUAGGAAACUCACUUAAGCCUAUCUUGGGUCGAGGCGCGUGAUGAAAAUCAUUCACAAAACGGAAGAGACGAACAACUUUUGAGAUUAGUAAAUCAGUAAAAACGAACUCUCACACUUUAUCAAUACACAAAAAACGGAUCACGGAAAACAAUAGCAAAAACAAACAAAAACAGAUUGUGUAAGAUAGUAAUUGUUUAGAAAAAAAAAGUUGACUCGAAAUGCAGCUAGCAGAUAGAAAAUUCGUAAAUUUAAAAACCAUUGUAAAAUAAUGAAUAUUGGCAAAACAAACGGACUCUAGGUCUAAGGUUUUCUUUGAAAAUUGAAAAGUCUAUAUAGAGGAUAAGAUUUUUUAUUGCGCAGGUACACUGUUCGAAAGAGAAUACAAUCAAUGACUGAUACAAACAGAAAACAAUUUGAUGUGAAGAAACAAACUAUUUUAUAUUUCACAGACUUCAAAAUAUCAACACGCUCGAAGAAAGAUUUCAAAUCUGUUUUUAAGGGAAUUAAUUUCCGGCUAAGUUUUCCAUAAUUACACAGAAACACUAAUGUAACGAAAAAUAAGGCGUAAUUUGGGUAUGUUUUUUUAUUGGGGGAAGCCCAUCAACCAGUAUUCAAUUUAUUCUAACUUUCUGCUAUUCCUCCAUAUUUAAUUCUCAACUUUAAAAAAACUACUGUCCAUAUCUAUCCCAAUGUGAAAUCCCUUGUUUUGUUUUACUUGAAUUUGUGUCUUAUCUCAUUUGAAAUUUAUCUCACGUUGCAACUUUUAUUCUGCCCUAUGCUUCAAAUAAAAACUAAAAACGCUCUGUUAAUUCUGUGGUGCUCUACUUACAACUAGAAACUACGAAACUAUAUCGAAAGCUCACUGUCUACUUACCAUUUCUUUCGACAUGCCCUAAUGUAUAUUCUAUACUGUGUCGUAAUAGCAUUAAGUUGUAGGUCAAACGUUAAAUGCCAUUAGACCUAUCUCCCUAUUUGGUAGCUAUUUUUUCCAUACCCGUAUUACCCCCCAAAGCGGAGCAAUAGGGUUAAAUUGUAAACGUUUCAUUAAUUAAUUUAUCGUAAUCAUUUCGUAAUAAAAUGACAGGAACAAAUGAGAAACAUAAUACUACUGCAUCAUUGAGGGACUCAAAAUAUCAAAAUCGAAAAAAAGGAAACCAGCGACGAUGGAAAACUAUUUGGCAUACGGAAUCGUUUUGUUUGCAAUCCUAAAAGGUUUAAACGAUGUUUAAAUAACAUUUACUUCGGAUUCACGGUGCUGAUUUAAAGGACAUCUGAAAGCAUUGAAUAUCAUCUAAUUUGGAACACAGAUAUGAGAACUAUCACACGAAGAAAAAAAACCGGGAGCCCAUUAUGAGCGAAAUGAUCGCAAACGCUCGCCGGAGAAUGCAUUUACAGAUCAUGGUAGUUAAUAGGACAUUUUUAUGUAUUUGUUUAAAAAGAAAAAAAUGGAAAUCCGAAAAAUUAUUUAACAUUGAAAAAAUAAAGAAUCUGAAAAAAAAUGAAAUUUUCUAAUAAAAACAA